Cuculus canorus (common cuckoo) is the source of this 4106-nucleotide messenger RNA. RefSeq names its product hyaluronan binding protein 4 (gene HABP4). The transcript is spliced from 8 exons. Gene Ontology annotation, biological process: positive regulation of translational initiation; positive regulation of RNA splicing. Gene Ontology annotation, cellular component: cytoplasm; nucleus. Gene Ontology annotation, molecular function: RNA binding. The record is from RefSeq and is a predicted model, not a curated record. The coding region runs from base 58 to 1200 and encodes 380 amino acids. Lineage: Eukaryota; Metazoa; Chordata; Aves; Cuculiformes; Cuculidae.
GCGGUUAGGGCUCGCGAGGCGGUGGGGCCGGUGGCUGUUGUCUGUGACGCCUCCGCGAUGAUGAAGGGGACGGCGGGCGGCGCAGUGGCCACCGCCGCCGUCGUCAUGCAGGAGAGCUUCGGCUGCACCGUCGCCAAUCGCUUCUAUCAGCUUCUGGACGACGAGUCGGACCCUUUCGACGUCCUUCGGGAGGCCGAGCUGCGCCGGCGGCAGCGCAAGGAGCGCGACAAGGCGGCGGCGGGCGGCGGGGGGGAGCGGCGGCCCGGCGCCCCCGCGGAGCCGCCGCAGCCCGGCCAGAGGCGAGCACCUAAGCGGGGAGAACAGCAAGGGUUCAAUAUUGGAGCAGCAAAGGUGAAACAAGACAAAACUGAACAGAGACAAUCUUUCAGGGAAUACCGUUCCUAUGAAACUGAAAGACAAACUGAAUUCACAGUGGAAAGGAACAAAAAUAUGACUGGAAAUCUUUUUAGACCAAUUGAAAAAUUAGACCCUGAAAAGCCAGUAAGAGAUCGUGGUGGGAGAAGAGGUGGAAUGCGAGGUAGAGGAAGAGGUGGUGGAAUAACUACAAGUUUCAAUGGCUUUGACCAAAGAGGAAAAUGGGAAUUUGAAAGACACAGUGGGAAUGAUAAAUUAAGAAUGAAAGGAGAUGAUAAAAAGGGUGGAAGCGGAGCUCGCAACUGGGGAACAGUUAAAGAUGAUGUGAGUGUAAUGGAACAGACUGCUCCUAUGGUAGAGACUGCAGGAACAGCUGAGGAGCCAGGAGCAUCUGAAGGAGAGCCUCUGAACAAAGUUGCUGAAGGAGAGCCAAUGGAAGAAGUAGUUCAAGAAAUGACAUUAGAUGAGUGGAAAAAUCUUCAGCAAAAGAAUCGACCAAAGCCUGAAUUCAACAUCCGGAAGCCAGAAUCCACUUUUCCUUCCAAAGCAGUGGUGAUUCACAAGUCAAAAUAUAGUAAUGAUUUGCAAAAAGACUACUAUGAAGAUGUUUCUCAUGUCUUUCGAAGACUGGUGAAUGACAUAACAUCUCAGUUGGAUAUUAAUUUUGGAAGUCUUUCUCGCCCUGGUCGUGGAUCAAGAGGAGCACGAGGUGGUCGUGGUCGCGGUCGUGGCAAACAAGUUGAGGAGACAAGACCACAACCAGAAGUAGUGCAGCUUAUUGCUCCAAAUCCUGAUGAUCCUGAGGAUUUUCCAGCUUUAGCUUGAAGAACCUUCAUGAAUGGUGGCAUCUCAAAGUAACUUUGGUGUAGCUUUGAAGAGACCAGUUUUAUGAUCGUGUGGAUAAAGAAAGUCUGUUUCUGCUGGAAAAGCUUUUCAGGUGUUUGGUGUGGAAAGAUUGCAGCCCUUUGCUAAUGGUGUUGGGUUCUGGGGAUACUGGUGUACUGGGAUCUUGUCACAGGUUUCAGUGUCUGCCUCUGCUUGUGAAAACCGUGUGAAGGCUUAUGGUGCUUCACUAUAAGGCUUCAAAUGAAGUUGAAGAGUACAGUGUUUAAAAAUGUGUAUAUAGAGAUCAUAUCAAGUUCUCUGACAUCAUGGUGAAAUGUAAACUGUACAAUGUGGUCUGCAAUUGGAACUCUGUUUCACUGUACAUUUGAAAACUGCUUUCCCUCUUUUUCCAAGUGAAGUGUGUAUUUCACACAGACACAAGGUGGCUGUUCUUCAGAUUCAGAGAUUGGCAAAUAAAGGAAAGUACUUAUUUGUCUGGGUUUGAGGUGUUAUUUUCACAAGUCAGAGUAGCAGACUGAAGCUUUUGCUAUUUGGAUGCAGUCUGGAAGAAAAGAGGAAAACCCAAACCUAAACUGCAAAGCUUACUCACCUGAAACAGUGAACAGCUAUAAAUAGAAAUGAUCUGUAAAAUUAAGACAUCACAGAUGCUUUGGAUUGAUAACUAACCAUGAGUCUUGCUUCAGUAACAAGAUAAAAUCUCCAACUGCUUUGAAAGUGUUGAAGGUGAAGUAAAGUAAGAAUUCUGAGCUAAAGAACUAAACUGACAAGGAAGCUUUUAGUUCUAGCAGGAGCAACUAAACUAAAAUGUUUUGUACCUUACCCUAAGAAGUUUGUGUGACAUUGGGGAUGAGGUGGGAUGUCCUUUCCUUGCAGCUUUAACAUAGUUCCUCACUUCAGCAAGCUACUCUACCUUGUUCCCUAUCAAAGGGGAUGCUCAGAGCCAUUCUCAGGGAUCUGAAACAAGGAAAUGGUGCCAGGACUGAUGGGUGAGAGAAAUGGGAGGACUACUACUCUGGACAUUUUGGGAAUAGCUGUCAGCCUCAAAGGAGACUGCAAUUGCCUGCUCAACUUGAACUCAUUCUUUCAGUUUACUGGGAAAGCAGAUGAAUGUAAACCUUUCUUUUUCUCUUGUUCUCUGCCUGACUUUGUUUUGUAUCACUUCUAAGGAGUCUACUUUGAGAGCAAAUAAUGGAUGAGACUUGAAGAAAAAAACUGUUUUGCUUUGGAGUAAGCUUUAAGAGUACUCAGAAGCUUAAAGUAACUCAUCUCAGUGGUAACGCUAUAUGCAAGUAGGAUAUAAUCAUCCUAGAAAUACUACUGCACUUUUCUAUAUGCUCCAAACAGAUCAGUCUGCAAAGUAGUGCUUCCCAAAGGACUUUUCUUACAUUAUCAUAUAAGUAAUUUAACAAUUUGCUGAAUCCAACAAUUUUUCGAUUCUACAAGAAGCUUAUUUUAGUUGCAUAAAGAUACUCUGACAACCUAUAGUAGAAAAAAAUGUGCAAAAGCAAAUGAAGUGCUGGUGUUAGAGGAAUUUAAGUAGAUGAAAUAACACGAAUUACUCUCUCACCUUGUAGGAGUAAGCUACAACUUGAAACCACUGCUGCUGCUCUUUUAAUAGAUGUUUGGGUGUUUCUGCUAAAAUGGCCAUUUCAUGAUUGUGGAACAGAAGUGAUUUUGUCUAUGGGGGGGUCUUGGAAUUGUUUUGCUUGUUCUCCCCUUCCUGUUCUCUGUAUGUCAUUGGAUAGGGAUGAAUGUGUUUGAAAUUUUAUUUGGUUUUGCUUGCAGGUGUGUGUGUGUAUAGAUGUGGAAUCCUUCUUUGCAAGGCUCACCUGUGUUUUUCUCCCGUGUUUUCAAGGUGUAGCCUAUUCUUUUACUAACACCUCUCUUUGCUAAGGAAAGCAGUGAAGCACUUAAACCUUUUUUUACUAAAAAUUUGAAACCUUGUUAUGCCAGUGGGCUGAAUGUGGUGUAAUGCUGUUGGUUCGGUUCUGACUGUUCUCAGGGAAGGCUGAAAGGGUUGUCUUACUUUUUCAAUUUGGUUCCUGCUGCUGCAAAGUUACUCCUUUAUUAUUUACUCCUUUAACUUUGAUUUGUUUUUCAAAACAUAAUGAUAUGUACAUUCUUUGGAAAAUGCUUUGAAGGACUUGUCAAAUCGUAUCUGUAUAAUCAGUAUUCAGUCAAGAGAUUGUUGAAAACCAAGAGAUUGUAGUAAAACCUAGUAACCUUUUCAGUGAAGCUUCCACUGAUGUGACAGAAGACCAUAGGCUGGAAAAGGUCUGAUUGUGUGGAAGGGAAGGAAUCCCUCAAAUAAGGGUGAAGAAAACCCAACAAACCAAUGUUAAAUAACAUUUCACUUAAAAAUAGAAAUUAUGUUGGAAGAGAUGGACAAAAAACAGCUAGUGGCACAAUACCAGGACAGAUGUCACCUGUUGUGAGUACUGAACAUCGCGUCCUAGGAGCAUGAUGUUUUGUGAAAAAACAGUAAAAAAUGAAUCUGGUAAUGGCAGAACUGAAACCUGAGAAGAAAUACAUGUGGGUCUAGAGAGAAGCUGUGUUUGAAGGAGGGCUAACGAGGCUGAGGCCCUCCACUGAGUAGAAAACCAAGGAACUGCCCUACCACCUUAAGAGAAAGCACUAAUGAAGGUAAAAGCAAGCUCAUAAUGCAGAGCACUGGUCUGCUUCAGCAUUUGCAUAGUGACUGUCUCCUGCUGUGGCAGCAAUCACUUUGGAUACUCUUGUAAUAAUAACUGCUGCCAAGGAAAAUCUCCUGUUUGCUCCUGCUGGCCUGUCAUAGCAAUAAUGAAUUUGUGAAGUACCAUUUUAUCCCAUAACUGUAAGUUACACUUUGCAAAAUAUAGCAAUUGCAAUACACAGUUCAAUCACAA